AAUGCUAAGUUACUUUUUAAAAUUAUUGAAUUGUCGAUCAACUUCGUUGGUAAACUAGUAAGCGAUCAGUUAAUAUAAAAAGUACGCGAACAGUUCUCUCCAUCACAAUUCUCUCAGCUCUCUUCGAAUUCAUCGAACCUCCCAAUGCAAAUUCUGCUGUAAUUUUACGAUAAAGCAACAAAGAAGAACAUUCAUCGAAGAGGAUACAGUGCUUAGCAUAAAAGGCUUUCAAAAUGCAAGCUUCAACUUUCACAGUCAAAGGCAACACAGCAUUUGGCCUUCAAAAUCGAAGGAUUUUGCAAGGGGUUAGUGAUUUGCGUAGUAGGACUUUAGCUGGUAAAAGUCUUCGGAUGACGGGCAGUUGCUUCGGAGUAAGUAUGGAUUCUGCUUCAAUGGGAAUCGAACUUGGCCGUGCUAGGAGGACUGUUCAAAGUGUCUUCGGUUCGUCCGCGAAGGCCAGAUCACACAGAGUUCGAGCUGCUGGAGAGGAUAUUGAGGAUGCAGCACCUCUCAAAGUUCAAGGCCAAUCAUCUGGAUCAGUACUUCCCUAUGUGGGUGUAGCUUGUCUGGCAGCAAUUUUAUUUGGAUAUCACCUAGGGGUGGUGAAUGGUGCCCUUGAGUACCUAGCUAAGGAUCUUGGGAUUGCCGAGAACACUGUUAUACAAGGAUGGAUUGUUAGCACAGUUCUUGCUGGUGCCUUUGUUGGUUCAUUUACUGGUGGAGCUCUGGCUGAUAAAUUUGGCCGAACAAAGACAUUUAUAUUGGAUGCAAUUCCACUUUCAGUUGGUGCGUUUCUAUGUACCACUGCCCAGAGUGUUCAGGCUAUGAUCAUUGGACGCUUACUUACUGGAAUUGGCAUUGGCAUCUCAUCUGCUAUUGUGCCACUUUACAUAUCUGAGAUCUCACCCACGGAAAUUCGCGGCACACUGGGAACGGUCAAUCAGCUAUUCAUUUGCAUUGGAAUUCUUGUUGCACUAGUGGCUGGAUUGCCUUUGUCUGGAAAUCCUUCAUGGUGGAGAACAAUGUUUGGUCUCGCACUUAUUCCAUCUGUUUUACUUGCAAUAGGAAUGGUAUUUUCUCCCGAAAGUCCUCGGUGGCUCUAUCAGCAAGGGAGAAUAUCUGAAGCUGAGACAUCUAUUAAAAGGCUAUAUGGUAAAGAAAAAGUUGCUGAGGUUAUGGGUGAUUUGGAAGCUUCUGCCCAGGGUUCUUCAGAACCAGAUGCUGGGUGGCUUGAUCUAUUUAGUAGCCGUUAUAGGAAAGUUGUUAGCAUUGGUGCAGCUAUGUUCUUUUUGCAGCAGUUGGCUGGGAUAAAUGCAGUUGUCUAUUAUUCCACUGCCGUGUUCCGAAGCGCUGGAAUUACAUCUGAUGUAGCAGCCAGUGCUCUGGUUGGAGCAGCCAACGUCUUUGGGACAACGGUGGCAUCCUCUUUGAUGGACAAACAAGGAAGGAAGAGUCUCUUGCUCAUAAGCUAUACUGGAAUGGCUGCAUCAAUGAUGUUGCUUUCCUUGUCAUUCACUUGGAAGGUCCUGACUCCAUAUUCUGGCACACUGGCUGUUCUUGGUACUGUCCUCUAUGUGUUGUCCUUUUCACUUGGUGCUGGUCCUGUGCCUGCUCUUCUACUUCCAGAAAUAUUUGCUUCCAGAAUUAGGGCAAAAGCAGUGGCUCUCUCUUUGGGGGUACAUUGGAUAAUGAACUUCUUUAUUGGCCUGUACUUCUUGAGCAUUGUAACUAAAUUUGGUAUCAGUACGGUGUACAUGGGAUUUGCACUCUCUUGUCUUGUUGCUGUCGUAUAUAUAACUGGUAACGUCGUGGAGACAAAGGGGCGGUCACUGGAGGAGAUAGAACGUGAGUUAAGUCCAGCAAUUUGAGUGGUACCGCAUGAACAGCUGAGAGUAAUUUCAGCUUCCGCCUUCCAGUGGGUCUGGAUUUUGAAGAGAUUCUCCGGGUCCUGACUGGAGUUGUAUCACUUACCUUCAGCUAUCUCUUUGAUUUUCUUACACACCGGCUUCAUGAAUCAUGGGACAUUGUAAAAACAUGCAACUGUUAUGGAAGAUGAUCCGCGUAUAAUUGAGUAUUUCGGAACUCAUCUUCAGCUGUUAAUUAUUAUGGAAUGCAGUUAAACCGUAGGUGUGCAAGAUGAUAAUCAUGUAUUUAUCACUUCCAUCUACCCGUAUGAAUUGGUAAUUAA
This is a messenger RNA of Solanum lycopersicum (tomato), 2188 nucleotides long. It is a transcript of the gene pGlcT1, whose product is annotated as plastidic glucose transporter 4-like. Gene Ontology annotation, biological process: carbohydrate transport; transmembrane transport. Gene Ontology annotation, molecular function: carbohydrate:proton symporter activity. The record is from RefSeq and is marked provisional. NCBI's taxonomy places the organism in Eukaryota, Viridiplantae, Streptophyta, Magnoliopsida, Solanales, Solanaceae. Gene Ontology annotation, cellular component: membrane.